This is a messenger RNA of Quercus lobata, 915 nucleotides long. RefSeq lists its product as uncharacterized. The coding region runs from base 1 to 915 and encodes 304 amino acids. The transcript is spliced from 2 exons. NCBI's taxonomy places the organism in Eukaryota, Viridiplantae, Streptophyta, Magnoliopsida, Fagales, Fagaceae. The record is from RefSeq and is a predicted model, not a curated record.
AUGGCAAUAAAACUUGAUAUGAGCAAGACCUACGAUAAGGUGGAGUGGCACUAUUUGGAAUCAAUUAUGGUGAAGAUGGGUUUCUUGGAGCAUUGGAUUAAAUUGCUCAUGCUUUGUGUGACAACAGUAUCCUACUUGAUCCUGGUAAAUGGAGAACCUAAAGGCAUGAUCACACCAUCUAGAGGCAUCCUUCAAGGAGACCCCCUCUCACCCUUCCUAUUCCUACUAUGCACAGAAGACGAUAGCCUUUUGUUUUGUAGGGCUAUUGUUCAAGAGUGCCAAAAAGUCCUAGAUAUUUUGGAGGUUUAUGGAAAAUGCUCAGGCCAACUAAUUAACCGCAGUAAGACAACAAUCUUCUUCAGCAAAGCAACUUGUGAAAACACCAGAAAUCAUAUAAAGACAACCUUGGGAGUACCAAAAAUUAUACUAUAUGAGAAGUAUCUGGGUCUACCUUCCCUUGUGGAGAGAUAUAAAAAGGCUGACUUCAAUUACAUCAAGGAGAGAGUGUUGAAGAAAAUGCAAGGUUGGAAUGAAAAGCUCUUGUCACAAGCAGGGAGAGAGGUUUUGAUAAAGGCAGUGGUCCAAGCAAUUCCCACAUAUACUAUGAGUUGUUUCAAACUCCCACUAGGCCAUUGUUUGAAAAUUGAAAGUCUUACUAGAAGAUUUUGGUGGGGCCAAAAUGGAGAUCGAAGGAAAAUUCAUUGGGUCAAGUGGUCCACACUUUGCCAAUCUAAGAAUGAGGGUGGGAUGGGCUUCAAAGACCUUGCAAAUUUUAAUGAUGCACUCUUGGCAAAGCAAGCUUGGAGAUUGCUACAUAAUAAAAACUCUCUAUUCUAUAGGGUUCUUAAACCAAGGUUUUUUCCGGACUGCUCUGUUUUGGAAGCCACAGAUUCUACUUCGGGAUCACAUGCUUAG